This is a messenger RNA of Physcomitrium patens, 1987 nucleotides long. RefSeq names its product ubiquitin-conjugating enzyme E2 enzyme activator PEX22. The record is from RefSeq and is a predicted model, not a curated record. Gene Ontology annotation, biological process: peroxisome organization. Lineage: Eukaryota; Viridiplantae; Streptophyta; Bryopsida; Funariales; Funariaceae.
CUCGUGCUCCACCAGCCCAGCCCGGUCACUGAAACCCACCAUAAUCCCUUCUCAAUCCACAUCUCACGCGCAAGCACAAGCGGGCCAUCAGGCAAUCGGGCAAUCGAGCAAUCCUGCUUCCCAGCUGCCGCGACCGAGGCCACGCCACGCCACGCCACGCGACCCGAAUACAAUUCAUCGCGCGCAGGGGCUUAGAUACGAUACGCGACGCUCUGUCUAGGGUUUCCAGUUCUUGUUCGUUUCGGAAUUGACCGAUCCACGAAUUGAUUGCACCAGCUGCGACACGGAAGGCCGGGCUUCGGGGGCUCCGGAGGGUUUCGGUGGGUGUUGUGGGUAGAAGGGUUGGAUGUUCCGCGCGCUGUGAGUAUCGGUGGUUGGUGGGUUGGUGUGGUUUGGCUGGUCGUGGAGGGUUUGGUUGUGGGCCACGUGCUGGAGGACAUGGAGGGAGUGCAGGACUAGCGUGCCUGGUUUUUGUAGGCGGAGGCGUUUCGAGGUCGCGGUGGUGUCUCGCGUGCGCGCCCUGCAGAUACGAUGGUCGCGAGUGAGUGAGGUGUGAGGUGGGUUGCGCAUCAGGGUUAAGGGGGGGCGCGUGGGAGAGGCAGGGCAUCGCUUGCCAAGAAAAGGGCAACCAGGAGGUAUUAGUGCGCGGGUGGGGAGGAUGGGCGAUUCCAUAGCGGAAGAGCUCGUGCAGCUGUUUCGGGGCAUCAACGCGAGCUUGACGGUGAAGCUGUCUCAUUUGCUGGGGUUCGUGUUUCGGAACAAGAAUGCGAGCUCGAUCGGGGCCGCGGCGGGGUUAGCCAUUGCGCUGUGGUGGACGUGGAAGUGCUGGCGGAUCCCGGGCGCCCGGCCGCACCCUCGCGUGGACAAGAGGGACGGGGCGGACGCGGCGUCGGCAUCGGCAACGCGGGCACCUGCGGGGGCUUCCAUGGACUCCGGGCCAGGGGCUUUGUCCACGGCGGUGGCGACGUCCAUUACGCAGGCGACUCAGCGGGGGGGGCCGGCGGAGGGCAGGGUGAGCGAGACAGAUGAGCUGAGCGUGGCCCAGAUUGUGCGUCGGCAGCUGAACGGGAGCAGGAAGAUGACGUGCCAGCUGCUGGGAGUGAUCCUGGAGGAAAGCAGUCCCGAGGAGGUGCAGAAGCACGCGGUGGUGCGGCCGGCGGUGGUGGAAGUGCUGCUGGAGAUCGCCCGGACGUGCGACCUGUACUUGGUGGCGCGGGUGGUGGACGACGCGAGCGAGGGGUUGGUGAUGGGGGCGCUGGAGGCGGUGGGGUUGUUCUCGGAGGGGAAAUUGAACCGGGAGAAGGUGUUGUUUUGCAGCACGGAGACGGGGAGGACGUCUUUCGUGCGGCAGCUGGAGCCGGACUGGCAUGUGGACACGUCGAGGGACAUCAAUGCGGGGUUGGCGCCGUUCGUUCGGCACCAGCUGCAUGUGUCGGGCGGCGGAGCUUCACCGAUCGCGCCGAACGUGUACGUGGUGGAGUCGGUGGAGCAGUAUUUUUCGGGUGCUUUCUGUAGCUAGGGAGGAGGCGAGGGGAAGCUGAGAAUAAGGUUCAUGACUGGAGGCGUGUGUAUGUAAUGUGUGCAUAGCAGGGCGUGGGUGACGGUUGUCACAGCCGAGUAGUGGAGUAGCUGAUAGUGUAGUAGGCGAGGACAUGAUGGCACUAUAGGAGGCCCGACGGACUUGGCACAGGAUGUAUCAAAUCCAUCACCGUCACGAUUGUGCAAGAUGUGCAGAUCGUUUUGUGACGAUCUGUAUUUGUUGCCUUAUUGCAAGUCCCAAGUAUUUUAUGUCACCAUUACAUUGUAGAAUUGCGUACGUCAGUUGGCAUUAUAGUCAGUUCAGUGUACCAUUCGAGUGAUAAAUGGAGUUUCUUGCUGAACAGGGAGUUGACUGAACCACUGUUGUACGGUGGAAAAUGGGAGUGAAAUGCCUCUCCCGUCACAGAAAUACUCGAUUGUAUAUAAAGCGGGUUGUUGUUUUGUGAAA